This is a messenger RNA of Lontra canadensis (Northern American river otter), 1957 nucleotides long. It is a transcript of the gene SNX11, whose product is annotated as sorting nexin 11. Gene Ontology annotation, biological process: intracellular protein transport. The record is from RefSeq and is a predicted model, not a curated record. Gene Ontology annotation, molecular function: phosphatidylinositol binding. The transcript has 7 exons. The coding region runs from base 355 to 1311 and encodes 318 amino acids. Lineage: Eukaryota; Metazoa; Chordata; Mammalia; Carnivora; Mustelidae.
GACGGUGCCUGCAGCAGAUGAAAAAUCAGAUUGUCAGCAAAAGUACAAAGAUGGUAUCACAGUCACAAAACCUCUAGUUUGCUCAACAGUGUAGCCCAGUCCCUCAUCUACCAGGAGGUUUUGUCUCUGUGCAGGGCAGUGGCUGUGUGUGGAGGGAUCUUCUGGUAUACUGGAAGGAACUGGGAAAGCUCUUUGCUCUGCUAAUUUCGUGGUGUAAAUGAGUUCCCCUUCUCCUGAAACAUUAGCCUUGUGUUAGCAAAACAUAAAAUAGAAGGGAACUCAUUACACACUGUUCUAAUGGUAAGGCAGAACUAAUAAGAGAAUGUGUUUAAAAUUAAUUGUAGGACUGUAAAAAUGAGUGGGUGUGUGAAUGGGCAUGGGGGGAGGAGAGGGAGAGCUUUGAGAUGGUCUUGUUUUCCCAGGAGCCAGCCUGGAUCAUUUGUUGGCAGUACAUAUUGGCUGAAGUCAGUUUUCAUUUCAAGCAGAUGUUUUCUUCCAAUGGGCUUUGGGUGUAGGAUGUUGGAAAACCAAGAGCUGGAGGAGGUGAUCACUGUGCGUGUUCAGGACCCCCGCGUGCAGAAUGAGGGCUCCUGGAAUUCUUAUGUGGAUUAUAAGAUCUUUCUCCACACCAACAGCAAGGCCUUCACUGCCAAAACGUCCUGUGUGCGUCGCCGCUACCGUGAGUUCGUGUGGCUGAGAAAGCAGCUCCAGAGAAAUGCUGGUUUGGUGCCUGUACCUGAACUUCCUGGGAAGUCAACCUUCUUUGGCAGCUCUGAUGAGUUCAUCGAGAAGCGGCGACAAGGUCUGCAGCACUUUCUGGAAAAGGUCCUGCAGAGUGUGGUCCUCCUUUCAGACAGCCAGUUACACCUCUUCCUACAAAGCCAGCUCUCGGUGCCCGAGAUAGAAGCCUGCGUCCAGGGCCGAAGCCCCAUGACCGUAUCUGACGCCAUUCUCCACUACGCUAUGUCCAACUGUGGCUGGGUCCAGGAAGAGAGGCAGGGCUCCUCUCACCUGGCUAAAGGAGACCAGCCAAAGAGUUGCUGCUUUCUUCCCAGAUCCGGCAGGAGGAGCUCUCCCUCACCACCUCCCAGGGAGGAAAAGGACCAUUUCGAGGUGUGGGCUCCCGUUGUUGACUCUGAAGCUCCUUCCUUGGAAAGCCCCCCUCUCCUUCCCUCCCCCUCGCCAUCAUGCUGUGAUUUUACAAGACCUGAUGAGGACGCCUCUGCUCCUCAGCCUGUGAGGAGGGCCGUGGGAGGGGACCGUGCGGUGCCUUUGGACCCUGGGCAGUUAGAAACGGUUUUAGAAAAAUGAGCUCUGGUCCGAGCGCUGGGUUCUGCUCCGAGGCGGCAGAGAAGAUGCCGGCAAGGAGGCUUGCUGGGGUGGGAAAGGGGCACAGGGUAGGUGUUGGGGAGUCUGGGCCACUUACUGUCUUAUGGUCACCUCUGCUCAGGUUGGUGGCAUAGAGGUCGGUCACCACAACUCCUCAGGCUUCCUCCGUGGGAUUAAACACUGGACGGUUUUAAGUUAGGCAUAAGGCCCACCAUGGGCUGUUGGUUUUGCACAGAAAUAUGUGGUGUGUUUACUCUCCUGGGAGCUGAAUUGCUUUAGAUGUUUGUUAACGGGAGCGGGAGCAUUGCCUCAGGUUGACUGGUUUGGGGGGACCUGCAAGUGACCGCUUUUAAGCUGUCCUGUUGAAUACUGACCCGAUGGAAAUGGUUGUGUAAUCGUAUUCCCACUGGCGGGCUUCUUGCUGCGGCCCUUAGAGCACUUUGUUUCCGGGAGGCUGGCCUCUUGCCUCCCUCCUUUUGUGGCCAGGGUGGUGAGUGUUUGUUCUCCCACCUCCUUGCUUCUCCUUCUUGAACACCACUGAACCCACCGGUGCUGUGACUCCCGUGGCUGGGGGUUCCCGCCUCUCCCCAGCCCUCAGCCUGGCUGUGAGGGGCCCUAGAUCCAUGAC